ACUUCCUGAGCCGUAGCGCAGAGUCUCCGCACUCAAACAGCACCAAACCGCUGUGUGUGUCCUAAUUAUCUCUCACAAUGAGAGAAACACACGCCAUAUUUCAGCUCGGGGAUAAAUGAAGCCCAUUUCUGAGGGGUUGGUGCUGAAACUUAAGUGUGCCAAGAAGAAUCAUGAACCUCCAUCAGGUGCUCACGGGCGCCGUCAACCCUGGAGACAACUGCUUCUCUGUGGGACGCAUACACAACCAGCCCUUCACGGCGUACGCAUCUGGCUGUGACAUCGUGAUUCUGGGCAGUGACUUUGAAAGGAUUCAGAUCAUCCCAGGAGCCAAUCAUGGCAACGUUCAGGUGGGCUGCGUGGACUGUUCACCACAGGGCGGACAGAUCGCAGCGUCGUACGGGAACAUCGUGUGUGUGUUUGAGCCGCUGGAGGUCAGUCCGGAGGGGAAAGCUCAGAAAAAGCUGAAUUAUCAGUGGCAGAAGAGUGGGCAGUUUGCGCUUCCAUCCACCGCACACAUCCUGACCUGGCAUCCCAGCGGGUCGUGUCUGCUGACGGGCUCGGUGUGUGUGCAGCUGUGGUGUGACGUGUGUUUCAGCACACACACUGAAGAUGAAGCUGCCGCUGAGCUGCGCUCCUGGAGAUGUGUGUGGCAGUGCAGGUCUGCCGCUCCCACGCACUUCAUCAAGUUUUCCCCUGAUGGAGAGUUUUUCGCCACCGCAGGACAGGACGACUGUUUGGUGAAGGUGUGGUACAGCACCAGGAAAUGGCAGACGGACGUCACCAAACUCUUCAGCCCGCCGGAGCUGCCGUCUGCAGCCGAGAGCAACUUCUCCUUCAUCUAUCUGGCACAUCCACGCUCCGUUACAGGCUUCUCCUGGAGGAAGACCAGCAGAUACAUGCCCAGCGGCACCAUGUGUAACGUGCUCCUGACCUGCUGUAAGGACAGUGUGUGUCGCCUGUGGGCUGAAACUCUGCUGCCCAGCGACUGUCUGCUAUCAGGACACAAUCACAGCAGCACCGACCCGCUGAAGAACAACAACAGGAAGAAGAGCAGCGCCAGCAGCACCCGCACGCACAACCACAGCCCGCUGGAGCUGAACCUGAAGCAGGCGUGGAGAGAUGAGGUGCGCUCUCUCUCUCAGCUCUCCUACUCGGGCCCUCUGCCACAGCAGCAGAACAAACACUACACACACCGACCCAAGAUCCUGCACGCCAACGCACUCUGCCACUUCCACAUCGCGGCCAGCAUAAACCCAGCCACAGAUAUCCCUCUUCUACCCUCCAUCUCCUCCAUGAUUGGCUGUGAUGAGGAUGAUGCGUGCGGAUCCUUCACUGUUCAUUGGCUGAAUAAUAAGGAGCUGCACCUGACGCUGAGCAUGGAGGUGUUUCUGCAGCAGCUGAGGAGCAGCGCAGAGCCCAACACACACACACAGCACUGCGAUGCAGAUGCGAGUGCAGCUGUGGGCUCCUCCAGUCCUCCCUCAGGCGCAGCAGCAGGCGGUGCAGCAGUGGAUCAUCAUCUGGAUCUGCUGCUGUCAGACUGGAACAGAGCUGCUGAUAUGCUCUUCUGCAUUCACCCCAUGGACGGAUCUCUGCUGGUGUGGAACGUGGACUGGCUGGACGAGUACCAGCCCGGCAUGUUCCGACAGGCGCAGGUGUCGUUCGUGUCCAGGAUCCCGGUGGCGUUCCCCACGGGCGACGCUAACUCUCUGAGCGGCAGUGUGGUGAUGUACGCCUGCAACAGGAACGUGGAUCUGGCACUCCAGCAGGGGCGUCAGCGGCCUGCCGGCCUGCACUCGUCCUCCGCCCUGAUCACCCAGAACAAGCCGUCUAGCAGCAGCCUGCGCCUCAGCAUCUUCACCCCGAGUGUCCUGAUGAUCUCCAAACACACAGACGGAUCCCUCAACCAGUGGGCAGUGAGCUUCGCCGAGGACUCGGCCUUCUCCACGGUGCUCAGUGUGUCCCAUAAGUCCCGGUACUGCGGACACCGCUUCCACCUCAAUGACCUGGCCUGCCACUCGGUGCUGCCGCUGCUGCUGACCACCUCACACCACAACACCCAGAACCAGACCCAGACCCCAUCCCCGACCCAGACUGCGUCCCGCAGGAGCAGAGUGGCGUCGGGUGGCGUGGGCCAGGACCCCAGUGCAGUGUACAGUGAGCUGAUCCUGUGGCGAGUGGAUCCUGUCGGGCCGCUCUCCUUCUCUGGUGGCGUCUCAGAGCUGGCGCGGGUCAACUCUCUGCACACCUCUGCAUUCUCCAAUGUGGCCUGGCUGCCCACGCUCAUCCCCAGCAACUGCCUCGGUGUGUAUGGGAACUCACCCAGCGCCUGCUUCAUCGCCAGCGACGGACACUCGCUCAGACUCUACCAGGCCAUUAUUGAGGCCAAAAAACUGCUGAGUGAACUCUCUAACCCCGACAUCUCUAAAUAUGUGGGAGAGGUGUUCAACAUCAUCAGCCAGCAGUCCACGGCCCGACCCGGCUGCAUCAUCGAGCUGGACGCCAUCACAGAGUUUCAGGGGAAGGAGACGCAGAUGCUGCAUGUGUUUGAGGAGGAGCUGAUCUUAGGAAACCACAACACAGAGGAGGAGGAGGAAGAGGAGUCUGUUUCCAGGCAGACGCUGUUCUCGGCGCGGUUCUUCCUGGUGGUGGUGGAGAUCACGCAGAGCCGCAGGUCACUCCUGCACAUGUGGCAUCUACAUCUCCACGCAGAGCCCGUCAGCAUGGAGCAAACUCAGCCUCCAGCAGAAAAGCAGACGGUCUCUCCAUCAGCCCAGUUUAACUUUGAGUCGGUCGGUUCCUCCAGAUCUAAACUGAGCACCUCCAACCUGCAGAGCGCCUGCCGUCUCAGCCUGACCAGCAGCAGAGUCUACAGCCAGGAGAUGCAGCUCCCGCAGGGGGUGGAGGUCCUACGGGUCACACCGGCUGCAGGUCACCUGAGCUCCUCGUCUCUGCAGCCGGCUGGUCAGGCUCCGUAUCUGCUGGCCACCUCCUGUUCAGAUGGCAGCGUGCGCUUCUGGAGGUGCAGCGCUGCGUGUGCAGAGCGCACAUAUGUGUGGGAGGAGUGGCCUCUGCUGGUGGGGGCAGGCGUGGCCAACAGCAGCGCACUGAACAUGUGCGGAGCGAUCGCAGGCCUCAGCUGCUGCCACACCAGCAGAAUCGCCGUCGCACACCGCAGCGCACACACACACCUCAGCGCAGACACACUCAUGCAUAUCAGCAUCUUCCAGUGCGAGUCCACCGGCGGCUCCCAGUGGAUCCUGGAGCAGAAGCUGACAGUCAGCGGAGACGCAGAGAAACUCAGCGAGAGUUUCAUCAAUAAUAAUAAUAAUAACAUCAUAUCUAAAGGCAUCAGGAAGCAGGUGCACCUGGACUGGGUGUCCAGAGAGGACGGCUCUCACAUAUUAACUGUAGGUUUAGGGUCGAAGCUCUACAUGUACGGGCUGCUCUCUGGAAAGCCUCCAGAUUUGGGCUCCUCAGACUGCAGCAGGGAGCUCCGCUUCUGCCGGUUGGUGCUGCUCAGGGUGGUGGAUCUGGUGUCGUCUGUCGAGGGAUCUCCACCUAUUCCUGUGUCUCUGUCCUGGGUGCGGGACGGGAUCCUGGUGGUGGGGAUGGACUGCGAGAUGCAUGUGUAUUCUCAGUGGCAGCCGGCCUCACUGCACACACACACACUCAGCAGCAGCUCUGGCAGUGCUGCUUCUCUGAAGCAGGACGGACUGAGCCCGAACCCUAGUAAGAAGACUCUAUCCAGGUCCAUGAGGAGUCUGGCACAGAAGCUGAGCGGGAAGAGGACGGUGCUGGACCUGCCGCAGGAGAUGCAGGACUGUGGGCUGUUCGAGGCGGCGCAUCAGCUGUUCCCUACACUGCCGCAGUACCACCCCGUGCAGCUGCUGGAGCUCAUGGACCUGGGCAAGAUGCGGCGCGCCAAAGCCAUCCUGGCACACCUGGUGAAGAGCAUAGCAGGAGAGGUGGUGUCCCUGAAGGGUCAGGAGCGGCGUGUGCGUUCUCUCACCAUCAGCACGAGCGGCAGCACCACCCGCGACCCGCGAGAGAUGUUCAGCCGGACAGAGAGCGCAGACUACACCGAGAUCGACUCCAUCCCGCCGCUGCCGCUGUACGCACUGUUAGCUGCUGACGAGGAGACGGCCACCAAUGCGAACGAGCACACUGACGCCCUGACGGACGGUGUAUCAGCCCAUGGUGUGCUCACCUCCAGCCACAAAGAUGCGUAUGAUGAGCUCUUCAUGGCCAGCGGGGGCGCUGUGGAGGAUCUGGACCCGUUUGAUGAUGGUGACGAUGAUGAGAAUGAUGCAAAUGCUAAAGUGAUCGACCUGUCCAAAUACAGCCCUGUGUUCUUCGGGCCGGAGCAGGCUCAGGUGCUGUCGGGUCACCUGCUGCACUCCAGCCUGCCGGGGCUCUCGCGGAUGGAGCAGAUGUCUCUGAUGGCGCUCGCUGACACCAUCGCCUCCACCAGCACCGCCAUCGGGGACAGCACAGGUGGAGAGACGCUUGAUGAAUGUGGGCUGAAGUUCCUGUUAGCUGUUCGUCUGCACACGUUCCUGCUGACAUCUCUGCCUCCGGCUCACCGCGCUCAGCUCCUCUGUCAGGGUCUGUCCACGUGUCAUUACGCCUGGGCGUUUCACUCAGAGGCAGAGGAGGAGCUGCUGAACCUGCUGCCGGCGCUGCAGAGAGGAGAGCCGUCCUGGCCUGAGCUCAGGGCGAUGGGUGUGGGCUGGUGGCUCCGCAGCAACAACAAACUGCGCAGAUGCAUCGAGAAGGUGGCUAAAGCUGCUUAUCAGAGAAACAACGACCCGCUGGAUGCUGCGCUCUUCUACCUGGCCAUGAAGAAGAAAGCGGUGGUGUGGGGACUGUACAGGUCUCAGCAUAAUGUGAAGAUGACGGCGUUCUUCAGUAAUAGUUUCAGUGAGGAGCGCUGGAGGAGAGCGGCGCUGAAGAACGCCUUCUCUCUGCUGGGGAAGCAGCGCUUCCAGCACUCUGCAGCCUUCUUCCUGCUCGCCGGAUCACUCAAAGACGCCGUCGAGGUGUGUAUAGAGAAGCUGCAGGAUCUCCAGCUGGCUCUGGUCAUCUGUCGGCUGUAUGAGUGUGACUUUGAGAUGUCCUGCUCCUAUAAGCGGAUCCUGCAGAGGCAUGUGUUGGGCCAGGAGCAGAUCUCAGCCAAUCAGGACCCGUUCCUGCGCAGCAUGGCCUUCUGGGUACUGGAGGACUACAGCGGAGCUCUGGACACACUGCUGGAGGAGCCGCAAGCUGACGGAAGCAGCGUGUCUUCUUCCUGUAACCCUGAGGUGUUCAACUUCUACCUGUACCUACGCACACACCCUCUGCUGCUGCGUCGGCACCUGGGCUCUGCAGGGGCAGCCGGUGUGGGUCUGCAGGGCGAGGGCCGGCCGCUGGACUCCAUCAGUCUGACCGAGCGCAGGCUCUUCUUCACGGCUGCGUACGCUCACCUGCAGGCCGGAUGCCCCAUGCUGGCUCUGGAAGUGCUCUCCAAGAUGCCCACGGUGGUGAAGAGCUCCGGGAUGCACAGCGCCUCUGCAGGCCUGGAGAAGAACAGCAACCAGAGACAGCAGACGUCGGCUGUGGACUGGUCUCCGACAGUGCAGAACGGGCUGGACUCGGUGUCGUCGCUGUCGUCUCCGCGUGAGGUCAGUCAGUCGGACUCAGUGCUCAGUUUCGACUGGAGUCAGCCCUCCGUCACGCUGCAGGACGAGCCGCUGGAGCUCCACUGGGAGGAUGAAGAUGAUGAGGAGGAGGAGGAAGAGUCGGGGCUGGCCAUGAAGAGCAUCCAUCCAGACAGAGACCACAGCCUCACACCAGAACAAGCCGCGGCGGCGUCCCCCUCGUCCCCGUGUGCGGACAGCAGCAGCAGCAGUGGUGUUGUUCUCCCCCUGAGCUCCGACAUGCUGGCGGCGCAGCUGAAGUUCAGCUCCUGCCUGAAGAUGCUGACGGCGGAGCUGCGGACGCUCUCCACAGGCUGCGAGCUGGACGGAGGGAAGCUGCGGCACCAGCUGAGUGUGUGGCUGGAGCGCGAGGUGGCGGCGCUGCAGACCAGCUGCGGGUACAACCCUCUGCUGGAGCCGCAGCCGCAACACCGGCGCAGACACUGGCUGCAGAGGAACCAGCCGCUCCUGCGCAUCUUCCUCAGCUACUGCAGCCUGCACGGCUCACACGGAGGAGGACUGGCUUCUGUACGCAUGGAGCUCAUACUGCUGCUGCAGGAGUCACAGCAGGAUGGCGGUCUGCAGGUGUCAGUCCCCGCUCCUCAGCAUCUCUCCGUUCCCCUUUUCCUGGCCUGGACCGCCAGCUCUAAAACAGUGGUGGCCAAUCCCAUAAUGCACCUCACCAACCUGACCCACGACGUCCUGCACACCAUCACGGCUCUGGACGCCCCGCCACACCCGGACCUCAUCAAUAAUGAGAUCUACGUGAUGCACACACUGGCGGCGUCACUCUCCGCCUGCAUCUACCAGUGUCUCUGUGAUGGACACAACUACAGCCAUGUGAACCCAUUCACGGGCAGCUCGUACCAGAGUGUCCUGCUUACCCAUCAGUCCUCAGUGCGGAGCGGCAGUGUGGAGGACUCAGUGCUGCCUGACACCAUUCCCUCACAGUGGCCUGGUGUAAGUGUCCUGAUGCGUCUGCUCAGUGCGUCUGGAGAGGAGAAUCAGCCAGGUGUGUCUGUGCUGCUGUGCGAGAUCCUCACUGCAGUCUUCCUCAGUCUGUUCGUUCACGGUUUGGCCACGCACUCCACACACCAGCUUUACCGCACCGUCGCGCACCCGCUCAACAGCAGACUCUGGGUGUCCGUGUUCGGCGGCGGGGCUCGUAAUCCUGCACCCCAAAAACCAGGAUCGCCAUCAGUGGAGGAUUCGGAGCGCAGACAGCGGCGGUUCCGUUUGCGUUCAUCACGCAGUAACUCCAGAGAGACUCCUGACAGCCCGCUCAGCCCCAGACCCACCGUGAUGGAGCCGGAAACAUCUGUGAUUAAAGAGAGAUUCGUUCCUCCAGAGCUCAGCAUCUGGGAUUACUUCAUCGCAAAGCCGUUCGUCCCUCCGUCUGGCAGUGCAGUGGAGUAUGACUCUGAUGAGAGCCAGGGCAGCGAGGAGGAAGAGGAAGAGGAGGAGGAGGAAGAGGAAGGAGAUGCGUUUGAUUCAAACUCUCCAAUGACUGAACAUUCCAACAACAACUCCUACAGCUGGUGUCUGAUGCGGUUGGCGAUGGUGCAGAUGAUCCAGAUCAACCUCAAGACCUUCUACCCAAUGGCAGGACACGACCUUUUAGACCUCCCGGUUUGUUCUCCGCUCUGUCACGCCGCUCUGAAGACUCUCCAGCGAUGGGAGCAGCUGCUGCUGAAGCGGAUGGAGGUGUUCGGAGGUCCUCCAUCAGAGCUGAUCUCCACACAGACGCUGGAGCAGAGUGUGUCCCCGGGGCCCGCGCUCCUGCGGCACAAAGCCCUGUUUGAGCCCGCAAACACACCCUUCAGGUCCCGCCGGCGCUCUGCUCUGCCCAUCAGACGGCUCUGGCAGUAUCUGGUGAAGCAGGAGGAGAUUCAGGAGACCUUCAUCAGGAACAUCUUCGCUAAGAAACGAGAUCAGAAUGAGGAGACUGACAGUGUGAAAGUGCCGCUGGAGUCCACACACACACAGAUUGAGGCUGAUCUGGGUUAUCCAGGAGGAAAAGCACGGAUCAUCCACAAGGAGUCCGAUAUCAUCACAGCGUUCGCCAUCAAUAAGGCUAACCGUAACUGUCUGGUGAUCGCCUCCACACAUGACAUACAGGAGCUGGACGUGUCCUCCAUACUCGCCACGCAGAUACUGACCUGGAUAGAUGAUGAGGCGGAGGCAGAGGUCAAAGGGACUGAUGAUUUUCUAGUGGUUCAUGCUCGUGACGACUUCAACACUCUGCACGGCACCACGCCGUACACACACAGCAGUCCCGGGACGCCCAUCAACAUGCCCUGGCUGGGCGGCGUGCAGACGGGCAGAGGAGCUGCUGUGCUCAUCAAGCGCAACAUCAACAACGUGAGGAGGAUGACGUCACACCCCACACUGCCCUACUAUCUGACUGGUGCGCAGGAUGGCAGCGUGCGCAUGUUUGAGUGGGGUCACUCUCAGCAGAUCACCUGCUACAGGAGCCCUGGGAACUCCCGCGUCACCCGCAUACGCUUCAACUACCAGGGCAAUAAGUUCGGGAUUGUGGAUGGAGAUGGAGCGCUCAGUCUCUGGCAGACCAGCACCUCAGGAAACGCACCCAAACCCUAUCUGACGCUUCAGUGUCACAAUAAGACAGCCAAUGACUUUGUGUUUGUGGGCUCGUCGUCUCUGAUCGCCACUGCAGGCCUGUCCACUGACAACAGGAACGUGUGUUUGUGGGACACGCUGGUCACUCCGGCCUACAGUCUGGUCCACGGCUUUGUGUGUCAUGACUCGGGCUCCACGGCUCUGGCUCUGGCCUGUAAGCAGCAGCUGUUGCUGAGCGGGGGCCGGCGGGGCUUCAUCACUCUGCUGGAUCUCAGUGUGAAGCUGCAGCGGCAGAGUUUCCAGGCGCAUGAUUCUCCAGUCAAAGCACUAGCGGUGGACUCCAGCGAGAGCUGCUUCAUCAGCGGGUCAGCGGAGGGCAACAUCAAGGUGUGGAGCAUGAACACACAGACUCUCCUGCACAGCUUCAUCAACGAACACUCGCGUCAGUCACUCUUCCGGAACCUGGGCACGGGCGUAAUGCAGAUCGAAUCGGCUCCAGCCAAUCAGCUGUUCUCCUGCGGCGCCGACGGAACCAUGAAGAUGCGCGUGCUUCCAGACGCUCUGAGCGGCACCGGCGCCAGGAACGACGUCAGGUUCAUCAUGUAGCACACAUUCAGGACGGCUUUUGCACACGUAGAGCGAGCAAUACCAGACAAACACACACACACACACGGAUCGGCCAAUCACAGGCGGUCCUGCUGUAGCCCCGCCCCAACAAGCACACCUCAUCAUCAUCAUAUUUAAAUAAACAUAUAAACACACACAUAUUUAUCCAUCAAUCACACACUGCAACACAACACUCCUCUUACUGUGAGAUAUCUGAAUAUUCUCAAAUCCAGAAGCGUUUGCUGGACGAGAGUAAAAUAUAGUCUAUUAUCAGAGAUGAAGAGUCCAAAUGAGGAGAGAUUUAUUCAAAACAAGCUGAAUAAUCUGACAAUGAAGAGAAUAAUCUGACAAUGAGGAAGCAGAGUAAUCCUGUUUAUCCUUUUGACAUCAGAUUAUUCUGCUUCCUCUAUCAUCAGAUUAUUCAGCUUG
Danio aesculapii is the source of this 9293-nucleotide messenger RNA. It is a transcript of the gene dmxl1, whose product is annotated as Dmx-like 1. Gene Ontology annotation, molecular function: protein binding. Gene Ontology annotation, cellular component: RAVE complex. The transcript is spliced from 49 exons. Lineage: Eukaryota; Metazoa; Chordata; Actinopteri; Cypriniformes; Danionidae. Gene Ontology annotation, biological process: vacuolar acidification. Bases 171 to 8864 code for a protein of 2897 amino acids. The record is from RefSeq and is a predicted model, not a curated record.